Molecule: messenger RNA, 414 nt
Organism: Phytophthora sojae
Lineage: Eukaryota; Oomycota; Peronosporomycetes; Peronosporales; Peronosporaceae
Exons: 2
Source: RefSeq, a predicted model, not a curated record
AUUCGGGACCUGGAGCUGCCGACGUUUCUGCCCUCGCCGAUGGUGUCCGUAUCCACGUGGAUCGCGCGUGUUGACUUUGCCCUACAAGGAGCACGACUGUCAGGAAGCGGAGAUUGGACUGACAACGAACUGUAUUACGUCCUCGGUAACAAGCUACAAGACAACGCUGCACGCUGGUGGGUGCAGAUGGACCAGGAGGUACGCGGCGGUGAGAAGACCCAACGCCGUAUGAUCCCUGGCGAGACCUUCGUCGACUUCGCAGCUGGGUUGCGCGAUCUGUGCGGUCAGAACCGAGUGAGUGAGCGGGUGUCGCUCGCUCAAUUUUACCGCAGCCUGGAGAAGACGACGAGGCAGCUGGUGAAGCAGGCGCCUCGGCCCAGGACACUGAAAGAAGCUGUCGACAAGGCCACCGAA